Messenger RNA from Nakaseomyces glabratus, 465 nucleotides. It is a transcript of the gene FIS1, whose product is annotated as Fis1p. The record is from RefSeq and is a predicted model, not a curated record. Lineage: Eukaryota; Fungi; Ascomycota; Saccharomycetes; Saccharomycetales; Saccharomycetaceae. Gene Ontology annotation, cellular component: mitochondrial outer membrane; peroxisomal membrane. Gene Ontology annotation, molecular function: protein binding. Gene Ontology annotation, biological process: autophagy of mitochondrion; peroxisome fission; mitochondrial fission.
AUGAGCAAGAUCAAUUUUCUACCAACAUUACAAGAUGCCUAUGAGCCACUAAUGGCAGCACAGAUAGACAUAUUGCGUGAGCAAGUAGUCGCUGAAGGGGGUGAUAAGGCGUCUGUUCAAUCUAGAUUCAACUAUGCCUGGGGUUUAAUUAAAAGUGAAUCUGUCGAUGAUCAGAGACUAGGGGUGAAAAUUCUAACAGAUAUUUAUAAAGAAUCAUACCAGCGCAGACGUGAGUGUUUGUACUACUUGACAGUGGGUUGUUAUAAAUUGAAGGAGUAUUCUAUGGCUAAGAGAUACGUUGAUACCCUGCAUGAGGCUGAACCUAAUAACAAGCAAGUGAUCGCGUUAAAAGAAAUGGUGGAGGAUAAGAUUCAGACAGAAACUAUCAAGGGCCUGGCCAUGGUAACUGGUGCAAUUGUAGGUAUAGCAUCAAUUGCUGGGUACUACAUGAGAAGAAGGAAGUAA